This is a messenger RNA of Gambusia affinis (western mosquitofish), 4048 nucleotides long. Its product is annotated as von Willebrand factor A domain-containing protein 7-like. The record is from RefSeq and is a predicted model, not a curated record. NCBI's taxonomy places the organism in Eukaryota, Metazoa, Chordata, Actinopteri, Cyprinodontiformes, Poeciliidae. The transcript has 16 exons. Bases 356 to 3160 code for a protein of 934 amino acids.
CAAAUUUAUCCUAAAAAUUAACGUAAUGACAAAACAUUUCAACUUGCUUAGGUGCUUUUAAUUAAAUGGCAUUGAAAUUAUAUUGAUCUGAGCCAGGAUAAAUUGAAAUAAUGGACCAAUUUUUUAUUAAUUGUUUCUGAAUUUGCAGUUUUACUGAACUAUCGUUAAGCUUUUCAAAAGAUGCAUUAAAACUUACUAGAAUAAUAUUUGUAGUGUCCAAAGUGACUGAAGAUCUAAAUCAGGGGUGCCCAAAGUCGCAUCGUGCAGGUUUCAGUUCUCUCCCUGGUGGUAAGAACCUUCUCAGCAUGUCAAUGUCCUUCCAACGAGCCACCAUCUGAUCCAGAAAUUUGGCGCUAUGAUCCGCUCAGUGUUUGCUGUGCUUUGUUUCCUCCUCCUGCACAUCGGAGCUCAGGCAUUUGAAAUAUUGCCUGGAGAUUCUUUAAAUCACCAGGAAAUUACAGAGCAAGCGAUUCUCAAUGCAACUGUGCAGGCAUGCCGCUCUCUAGCCCUGACUGAAGGAACAAACUUCAACUACCCAGCUCAGCCUUUUACUGCAGAAGGCGUCGCUGCUGCCUGCGGCGCCUCGCAGUCGUCAAAGUCUUUCCGUCAAGCCAUCACAUCCAUCAAGCUGAGGAAUAUCAGAGUGGACAUCCGCUACGCCUUCAAACCGAGCUUCCACUUUGACGAGGAGGAGUUCGUUCAGGGAAGGAGGGUCAUCACAGAGGGAAUGGUUGCUGUCAAAGCCAACAACAGGAUGGGGAAUUAUGAGACCGCAAAGGAGAAACUGGGAGAGAUCAUGCAUCCUUUGCAAGAUUUCUACAGUCACAGCAACUGGGUGGAGCUGGGAAACACACUCCCAAACUCUAAUCUGAUUAAAGCAGAAACCAGCAUUGGCAACAUGGCAGAUGAAAGCAGAGCCACCUGUCGCAGCUGUGUCGGCGACGACUGCAGCAACAACAUUCUGGAGGACAUCAUCGCUGGACAGAUCCUGACCUCUGGCUACUUUGGGCUCGUACCUUUUGUCUCAACCAAGCCACCUGGAAAAUGCAGUCAUGGAGGAUCAGUCGAUCAAACUGGUAAAAUCGAGCCAACUGGUGGGAUUAACAAGGAUUCCUUCCAAUCCAGCCACGGACAUCUCCACACGCGAGCCGCAAACCUGGCAGUAGCUGCAACCAGCCAGCUUCUGGAGGACAUUCGGCUGGCAGCCGGAGACGUCGCCUUCUUACAGAUGGUGGGGAUCUCUAGAGGAUCCAGCAAAGCUCUCUGUUUUGUUACUGACACCUCAAAGAGCAUGAGCGAUGAGAUCGCCGUGGUGAAGACCGUCACAUCCACCAUCAUCAACAUCCAGGUGGGAACAGAGAACGAACCGUCCGUUUACAUCCUCAUCCCGUUCAGCGAUCCAGGAUUUGGGCCAAUAAUUCGUACAACGGAUGCAACACUUUUCAAGGAUAUUGUGAACCAUCUAACAACUAAUGGUGGAGGAGAUGAUGAGGAAAUGAGUCUCUCAGGGCUGCAGCUGGCGUUAACUAGUGCUCCGUUCAACUCCGAGAUAUUUCUCUUCACGGAUGCUCCUGCUAAAGACAAAGAUUUGAAGAACACGGUGAUUGCUCUCAUAGAGAGAACCCAAACAGUGGUCAACUUUAUGAUUACAGACUCGGUCGUUACUAAUCGCCGCAGGAGAAGAAACGGCAACCAAUUGCAGACGAGAGCGAUCUCAGAGUCUGACGCUCAGCUGUAUAGAGACCUGGCUCAGGCGUCGGGCGGCCAGGCCAUCGAGGUGACGAAGACCGAACUUCCUGUUGCCGCAGCAACCAUAGUCCAGUCUGUCAGCUCUUCAAUGGUCACCCUUCUGCAGGCGUCCAGGAACCCGGGAAAAACCGACAGUUUCACCUUUAUUGUUGACGAAACUGUUAUAAACCCGACAGUUUACAUCACCGGCAGGUUUCUCGCUUUCACACUCACAAGCCCGACAGGUGUAACUCAGCAAAGCACCGACUCUACAGGCUCAUUGAUCACUUCUUCAGAGACUGUGGGAAACUUCAUAACGGUGCGGUUGCAAAAGCAAGUUGGACGAUGGGCAAUAAGAAUGGCGUCAAACAACCCCUACACCCUGAGAGUCGUUGGUGAGAGCUCUGUUGACUUCCUGUUUGACUUCGUCCAGCCGUCUCAGGGUCCUUUCGGUGGAUUCGAUGCUCUCGACACGCGGCCCAGAGCAGGCUUCAACGGCAGUUUGUUGGUGACUAUAUCAGGAAGUGACUCUGCUACUGUGACAGAAGUUGCUCUGGUGGAAUCGACGAAGGGAUCGGAAGAGGCGUUGGGAGUUGUUGUGUCGCAGGGCGGCGGGAACUUUUUAGUCCAGGUUGAUGUGAUGCCGACGGUGGAGUUUGUAGUGAGAGUGAAGGGGAGGGUUCAAGGUUCUGCUACUGACUUUCAGAGACAGUCGGCCACCAACUUCAGAGCUUCUAAUCUGACUCUUACAGCCGACUCAGACAGCAUCUUGACUGCAGGAACCAUGACCUCUGUGCCCUUCACUGUGGCUUCAAGUAGAUCCGAUGAAAACAUAACCAUCCGAGCCACCAACUCGAGAAGUCUUGACUCGACGUUUCCGGCCGUUUUAUUGGUGGGAAGUGGGAGCAGCGCUAAUGGGUCGGUGACCCUGCUGGCUCCGCUGAGCAUCCCGUCUGGUUCCGACGUCAUCCUGACCAUCGUGGCCGAGACGCCGGAUGGAAGUGACACCAACUACAUUGUGCUGCGAUUCUCUGUAGUAAACUCGUUAAAUGAUUUCACCCAACCAGAGUGUCAGCUUCUCAGCAUGCAGUCCAGCUGUGCUGGAAACUGCAGCCUGUCUGCGUGGCUCGUCUCCAUCAGAGUGACUGACGGCGACAGCGGAGCGGGCGUCGAACGCGUCAGCCUCAUACAGGGCACCGGCGUCUUCAACGCCAACCUGGAGGCCGGAAACGAGAACGUAACGCUGGUGUCCUACGUCGCCUCCUGCUGUGCAUCAGUAAUGCAGCUGCUGGUUGUGGAUCGGGUCGGCAACGUCGGCACGUGUCAGUUCACUGCCAGGGUCUCCGGGUCCGGCACGGCCUCACUGUCUUUCCUCCUGUGUCUCAUCAUGAUGGGGUUUGGACAACUUUUACUGAGUGAAUUCAUGAACUGAAUCAUUCUAAUAAUGCUUUAUAUCUUGUUGUAUAACUUAUGAAAACUUUAUCAAUCACUCUGACAAAUCUAAACCAUCUGGAAAGAGAUUCAGGAAUUUAAAAUGCAUUUACUUUCUUUUUUAAUUGAAAUUUGCACUGAUAUUUUUAUUAGGGAUGCACUGAUAGAAAAAUUUGGGUAAUCGAUAUCCAAUAAUAAUGCUGUAAUGGCUGAUAAACAAUAUUUACCAAUAUUAUAUAUAUAUAUAUAUCACUCCAGUUUCGAAAAAGAACAGAAACAGGAAAAAAAAAAAAAAAGAAAUCAGCAGUUUUAUUUAUCGUACCAAUAUGUUAAAAAUGGCUAAUAUUGGCACCGAUGUUGGUGCCAAUAUUUCAAGCAUCCCUAAUUUUAUAGUGGCAUAAUUUUCUUUAGACAUGCAUUUAUUUUAUGAAAAUGAUGUUGAAAGAGCACACUUCAAACACACAUUUUAUUUUUGCAAACUUCUUGGUUGAAUGAAAUCAACUUUGACUCUGACAGGGUCACGAAUAUAUUUGUUGUGCUAAAUACAUAUUUUUUGUUUAUUAGAAAGCAAAUUAAGUUGUAAAUAGGAUAAAAAAUAAAAAGUGCAUUGUGUGUAGAGCAACAACUGAAGAUGGAUGAUGUUACUUGAAUUGUGAGACCUUGUUGUUCCACAGUAAAUUAUCCAAGAUAUUUGUCUUUUUCUUAUAGUAGAGAUGAAUGAAUGCACUAUUAGUCAGUGUCAGUGUUUACACCAUGCAGAGAUCUUCACAAGCAAAGAAGCUACAAAACAUAGUUGAUGCUUUUUUGUAUCCAAGGUGAAAUUUAGUUGAUAAAAGGUGCAACACUGGAAAAAAAAAUUAAGGAUCCCAUUAAAAAAAAACAGAUUUUA